Messenger RNA from Zea mays, 2126 nucleotides. Its product is annotated as nuclear transcription factor Y subunit A-3. Gene Ontology annotation, biological process: regulation of DNA-templated transcription. The record is from RefSeq and is a predicted model, not a curated record. The transcript is spliced from 7 exons. Gene Ontology annotation, cellular component: CCAAT-binding factor complex. Gene Ontology annotation, molecular function: DNA-binding transcription factor activity; DNA binding. Bases 817 to 1722 code for a protein of 301 amino acids. NCBI's taxonomy places the organism in Eukaryota, Viridiplantae, Streptophyta, Magnoliopsida, Poales, Poaceae.
AAUGAGUCCUCGAUUGGUCAGUUCUGUUCUUGAGUUCACUGUCGCUUCAGAAUGGAUGGCUCCUCUGCUCUCCGCUGCCAGAGUGGCAUCGUGCUCGCUCUGCUGGGUUGCCAAUUCGCCAUGCCUUAGCGGCUUAGCCUAUAGCCUUGCACUGCGGUUUGAUUCGGUUCAUCUUUUUCUUCAAUCUUGUCACUCACAAGGCUUUCCCCCUCUGGUUUUCUUGAUUUUCCGCUUGGAAAUUUGCCAUGCCUUAGCCUUGCACUGCGGUUUGAUUUGGUUUUCUUGGCCAUGCUUGCUUGGAUAAGCUUUGGCUUCAGGCUUCAGCCUAGCUCGCAUUGCACGAUGUGUUUGUUGUUCCUAGAAUCCGAGCGCAAGUUCUGUGAGCUGACCACUAUUUCGUGGGUUGCCUGGGGUGGCGCGUUGAUGUUUUUGGCAGUUGGGGUGGAUGGGAAUCUGCAAUCCCUUUUCUAUUCUAUCUAGGAUUAGAUGACUUGAAUCUAAGUUUGUGUAGAUUGUGUUGAUUUCUUAAUUCAAUUAUAGAUGUGCGAUAAGAGUCAUCUUGAGGGUAUGAAUAUGCAUGUGAGAACUUCAGGGGAGUGUCGACUGUCGAGCCAGGUUUCUGAGUGCGUAAUAAACUUCUGAACAGCUGAAGCAUCUUUCCUACGAGGACCUACUCGGAACUGACAACUCACAGGCACAAAAUUAGUGAUAUACAGUGCUGAUCCACUCUCGGUUCAUGUUCAUUUAGGUGUCAGUUCAUCUGAUUUCUCAGAAGCAAAAUGUUGUUUGGAGCUCAGUGACACCAUUUUGUAAUGCAUGUGCCUUUUACGGGAAAUGGAGGAUCAUUAUGUCCAUCCCAAGUCUAAGUCUAACCAUGGCUCCUUGUCAGGAAAUGGUUAUGAGAUGAAAAAUCCAGGCCAUGAAGUUUGUGAUAGGGAUUCAUCAUCAGAGUCUGAUCGAUCUCACCCAGAAGCAUCAGCAGUGAGUGAAAGCAGUCUAGAUGAACACACAUCAACUCAAUCAGACAAUGAUGAAGAUCAUGGGAAGGAUAAUCAGGACACAUUGAAGCCAGUAUUGUCCUUGGGGAAGGAAGGGUCUGCCUUUUUGGCCCCAAAAAUAGAUUACAACCCAUCUUUUGCUUAUAUUCCUUAUACUGCUGAUGCUUACUAUGGUGGCGUUGGGGUCUUGACAGGAUAUGCUCCACAUACCAUUGUCCAUCCCCAGCAAAAUGAUACAACAAAUAGUCCGGUUAUGUUGCCUGCGGAACCUGCAGAAGAAGAACCAAUAUAUGUCAAUGCAAAACAAUACCAUGCAAUCCUUAGGAGGAGGCAGACACGUGCUAAACUGGAGGCGCAGAACAAGAUGGUGAAAGGCCGGAAGCCAUACCUUCAUGAGUCUCGACACCGUCAUGCCAUGAAGCGGGCCCGUGGCUCAGGAGGGCGGUUCCUCAACACAAAGCAGCAGCCCCAGGAGCAGAACCAGCAGUACCAGGCGUCGAGUGGUUCAAUGUGCUCAAAGACCAUUGGCAACAGCGUAAUCUCCCAAAGUGGCCCCAUUUGCACGCCCUCUUCUGACGCUGCAGGUGCUUCAGCAGCCAGCCAGGACCGCGGCUGCUUGCCCUCGGUGGGCUUCCGCCCCACAGCCAACUUCAGUGAGCAAGGUGGAGGCGGCUCGAAGCUGGUCGUGAACGGCAUGCAGCAGCGUGUUUCCACCAUAAGGUGAAGAGAAGUGGGCACGACACCAUUCCCAGGCGCGCACUGCCUGUGGCAACUCAUCCUUGGCUUUUGAAACUAUGGAUAUGCAAUGGACAUGUAGCUUCGAGUUCCUCAGAAUAACCAAACGUGAAGAAUAUGCAAAGUCCUUUUGAGAUUUGCUGUAGCUGAAAGAACUGUGGUUAGGUUAUGAGUUUCUUCCUGGAGACUGAUCCAUACAUGACAUGCUACCUCGUGCUGAGUUUCUGAGGUGAAGCCAUCGAAACAUGACCGUGUGGUUCAGUACCCUUGCUGCCUUCAGUGUCUGAUAAGCUAGCUCUCCAGUUUGCAGUUUCUCUGAAUUCCAGCAUGUCUAGUCUCUGCUUAUCUUUUGCAUGUAACGUGAUGGUGACUUAGCAUACACAUCUAUUCAUC